AUGACAUCAAGACCAGUAUUUAGUGCAUUGAAUAACAGUCAAUAUGGAAAUCAAAACAAUGGUACUAAUAAUCAAUAUAAUAUAAAUAAUGGCAUUGGUAUGAUGUCCACAAAUGGAAAGCAACAACCAGCAAUUGGUUUGUCUUCAACCUUGAAACAACAACAACAACAACAACAGCAACAACAGUUACAACUACAACAGCAACAACAAUUACAACAACAGCAACAACAGCAACAACAAAUGAUGUCAAUGAGUGUAUUUUCAACACCAAUGCAAACACCAAAGGUAUUUCAGACGCCAGCCUCAAAGCUAUCGAUUGCACCCAUUCCAAUGGCAUCACUCAACUCUUCCAUUUCAUCGGCACCAUCGUCAGUCCGUUCAACUAUCACAGGAGUACCACAAUCGACAACCAAUCGUUUCAGUGCCGCUCCACUAAAUCAGCCAAAGAUGUCACUCGGAUAUACAGGCAUGUCUAACAACAACAAAAAAUCAAUUCCAUCCAUGUCAAUACGUCCAUCUUCUGCACGUGUAGAAUCACGACCCAUCUCUGACAAAGAAUUCCAGAAACAGUGUACCAAUCGAAUCGCCACAUUCCUCACAUCCAACAGCUAUCCAAACCAAAUCACACCAAAGACGCUCAAGUCGCCAUCCGGCAAGGAGUUCUACGCCAUGGCUGAAUUCAUGUUCCUCCAAAUCGAUCCCACCUUUAAAUUCACAGCUAAACAAGACGAUGAAUUGAUAGCUUUUUUCAAGAUCAUUCGUUAUCCAUUCCCCAUUUCCAAACGUAAUUUGACAUCAGUCGGAACACCACACACCUGGCAACAUUUGUUGGCUGCACUCUCAUGGCUGGUCGAGGUCAUUGAGUAUGACAACGCCACCCAAGUCGACCCUGAAAAUGACCAGAUGCAAGUAGACGAAGAUCCAUUCCUCCGCGAGUUCAACCGCCACGUUCUCCAUUUCUAUACCACCGGCUACAUGCAUGGAAACGAAGAGGAUCAGGUCGACCUUUUGCUCCAAGAGUAUCACGGUGGCAGAUCGCGUCAGCUCGAGGCAGAGAUUGAGGAGAUGAAUGAGAAAAUCACCAGUCAGAAUACACACAUGGAGGAGAUUAGAAACGAACCAAACAUCACCGGUGAGCUUCGUGAGAAGAUUCAGUCGACCAAUGAGGAUAUUGUCAAGUUCCAGGAACAUGUUGAUCGUGUAAACAGUGGAAGAUCGUCGUUGGAGCACAGCAUUGAGACUCACACCGCACAGUCGUCGGAGCUUCAAAACAAGUUGGAGCGAUUGCAACAACAGAAAUCGUCACUCGAAGAGAUCAUUGCCGAGCAACAAAAGAGUUCGGUCGAUGCUAAGAUUCUCAACCAGCGUCGUGUCCAACUCCAGGAGGACAUCAGCAAGUCACAGAAAGAGAGAAAUCGUUUGGAACGAUCCAAACAAGAGAAACUCACAGAGAUCAUCAACAUCAUCUCAACCAUCGAUGGUUACAUCACUCAGUACAACGAGUACGCUAGAAACCUCAAUCUCCUCAAGGCAGACGGUGACGACCAAACAAACACACGUAACUACCAAAUCAAUUUCGAACACAACAACGGUGAUGUUACAAUAACAGACUUGAAGAAAGUAAAGAAAAACUUGAAAUUAUAUAUUGAAGAACAAUACGAAAAGAUAAAUACAACCGAAGAAGAAACAAAUAACAAGAGAAAUGAAAUGAAACAUUUAGAGGAUGAUUUUGCUGACAAGCAACAACAAAAGAAGAGAUCGGAACAAAAGUUUUCAACAAUGGAAAGUACUUGUAAAAGAGAAAAAGAAAAACUAGAUAAAGAGUUAUCAGUGUUGAUGGAUAAAGUUGAAAAGAGACAAUCGUCAAACAAAGAAAUGAAAGAGUUCCUUAGAAAUGAUCUUGAUCAGAAAUCAGUUAGUUUAGAUCAAUCAAAAGAGCAUGUGCAGUUACAAAAGGAAUACAUGAGUAAAUUGGUAGUGGAUUUGAAGAGUAAAGCUUUGACAUUCUUGAAUCUUACCACUCAACACCACGAUAAUUUGGCUGUUAAAAUCAGAUCUGUUUUGGAUCACAUGAACCAACAUUGUAAAUCAACUUAA
Heterostelium album PN500 is the source of this 2097-nucleotide messenger RNA. RefSeq names its product kinetochore protein Ndc80 (gene ndc80). The coding region runs from base 1 to 2097 and encodes 698 amino acids. Gene Ontology annotation, cellular component: Ndc80 complex. Gene Ontology annotation, biological process: attachment of mitotic spindle microtubules to kinetochore. The record is from RefSeq and is a predicted model, not a curated record. NCBI's taxonomy places the organism in Eukaryota, Evosea, Eumycetozoa, Acytosteliales, Acytosteliaceae. The transcript has 3 exons.